This is a messenger RNA of Striga asiatica, 909 nucleotides long. NCBI's taxonomy places the organism in Eukaryota, Viridiplantae, Streptophyta, Magnoliopsida, Lamiales, Orobanchaceae. The record is from the annotation of a GenBank genome assembly.
AUGCGACAACCGAUCUACAAAGGUUGUCUCGGGCACUUCAUUAUCACCAGAGAAGGGGAAAACCCGGACCUUCGCCAUCGUCUCCUCUGGCAAGUAAGGGCCCACGUCCCAGGAUCGAGCCUUUGCAAGCGCCACCUCCACCACCCGACACGUAUUACCGCUAGUCUCGUAUUUGGUCGAAAAUUUUUUAACAUCAUUUGCCGUAGGCAGAUUAGUCUCUACAGUGCCAAGACUGCAGAAUGUGGGUACAGAACCCCAGGUCAGUUUAAACUUCCGAAAAACCAAAAUGGCUCUAACGAAAUCGGGUUUCACACUACACACCACACAGUAAUCGGGCCUCCAGACACUAAACGAAAUAAACAUAACCGUAAACUUCAACGGGUUCGAGCAAACGAAUUACGGGCAAUCGGAUCUGACUUGAAACGGAAAGGGCACGAUCGUGAAUUAAUCUUCGACAAGCUUCCGUAUACGGGAUUUGACGAACUCUUUGCGGGCCUGGGCUCGGGCCCUUUGAGGGCCGACGUUGGAGAAGGAGAGGUGGGCCCCGACGGCUAUGAGGGCGGCGCCGGAGAGCAAGCCGCAGGCGGUGACGGCCAGUUGCUUGGGCGUGGCCAUACAACUAGCUUCCACCCAAUAAUCCUCACAUAUUUGGUUCAAGGUCGGAAGCGUUGGGUGCCUCUUGAAUAUCUCUUCACUCGGGUAAUGUUCAAGGAUUAUUGUGGCAAAUGUUGCCUUCAAACCGUCGACGUGGCUUUUUUUGCUGUCGCUGAUGAACUUGAGCCGCCGGAGCGCCUUCUGGGCGCCGGAGUGCAUGCGAUCCAGCUGCGCCCGCUGGCGGCGCAUCUCCCUUUCCGCCAGCACCGAUUCAAUUCCGCCUCCGCCUCCCCCAGCGCCGCCGGAGAGUAUUAA